UUACUGAAUAUGUGAAAUGUAACAGUUUAAAAAGUUAAAAUGUGUGUUUUUACAAAAAUAUGUACUAAAGAAGAGUAUGACUCUCUUUCCUUCACCCUUUGGUACCAGUUUCACUUUCCUGUCCUUUUGAUCCCAUUUCCAUCUGCCUUGUAAUAACCAAACUCAUUAGUUCUGUCUUUUGUGAGUUUCUUUUUGACCACAUGCAUAGAUCCAUGUGUAAUUUUUUUUAAGUUCUACUUCAUUCUUACAGAAAAUAUAGCAUACUGUUUUACACCAGUGCUUUCUAAAAUUUACAAUUUAUCCUGAAAACUGCCCCACAUCAGUUCAGAAAAGUAACCUUCAUCCUGUUCCACAGCUACAGAGUACCUCAUUAUAUGUGAACAUACUUGCUCUGUGCCAGACACUGUCACAGGUGCUAGAGAAACAGCAACAAAUGAAAUGAACUAAAAUCCUUGUCCUUUAAGGGGCUUACAUUCUACGGAGAAAAAUAAGACAUGAAACGAGAGGAGGGGUGUUGCAUGUGUGGGUCAUCUGGGAUGGAGAUGUCAUAAUUUAAAAUAGGAUGGUCAGUUAUGGCCUUACUGAGAAUAUGACAGUUUAUCAAAGAUUAGAGUGAGAUGAGAAAGGGAGCCUUGAAGAAGAUCUUGAGGAUUAGCACUUUAGCAGGGAGAGACUUACAAGCAUAAAGACGUUGAAAUGGAAGUGAACCUGGAUUGUUUGAACAAAAGCAAGGAGAGCAAGAUGACUGGCAUACAGUACAAAUGAGAAGAGCAGGGAAGUGUGUCAGAGGAGUAGCUAGGAGUCAGAUUUCCUAGGGGCUUGUAGGUUCUAAUAGGAGCAGUUUUGUUGGAGCAGUGAAAGCGAGUAUUUGUAGUAUGUUCCAGAAACCUUGAUAAGAUUUAAGAUAAGAAUUAAAGACAAUGAACAGAUUUAUUUCUUUUGAGGAAUUUUGCUGUAAAGAGAAAGAAGUGAAAGUAGCUUGAGGAUGAAGUGGUUGAGAGAAGUUUCUUGUUGGUGCUUUUGUUUUAGGAGCGGCAACAGCUAGUUUGCUGAUUAGUAUGAUUCAGUAGAAAAGAACAAAUUGGUAUUGCAGAAGAGAGAGGAUAGAAUUGCAGGAGUGAUGUCCUUGUGGUGAAAAGGGGGUGGAAUCCAGUACCCCGACCAACAGAUUGUCCUUAGAUUGAGCGGGGGCAGUUUGUCAUCCAUGGUAACGAAAGGAAAGAUGGGGUGCAUGACCACACUUGCAAGAGGUUGGUUGUUGUGGUGGGAGCACGUGCAAGUGUUUUUAUGUUUUUGUUUUUUUCCUUCCUUAGAUUUUUCUCAGUAAAAUAUAAAGCACAGUCAUCAGUUUUUAUUCCUUAGGUCACAGAGGAGGGGGUUUGAAUAUAUGAGACGGUCAAACAUGAAAUGAUCAUUGAAAAGAGGUUGUAAAUACCACAUAAAGAACGAGUGCAUGUGAUGCUGGAAACUUGUAAAGAGGAACUGCUCAUGGCUGAAAGGCCUAAAACAGAUGUAUCUUUCAAGUUCUUAUCGAGAAAAUGACUGUGAAUAAAAUGAUGGGUCAGGAAGACCAGUGGAAAACUCCCUAGGAGAGAGCCAUAGAAAAUGUACACUUCAGAAGAGAGAUAUAAUCAGAGAACUCAAAAAAGGAAAAUAUAUCAUGUAUGCCCUCAGAAGGGUAAAAAGAUUUUUAUUCAUGUGCAUGAGAUUACUCAAAUAGAUGAUCAGAUAUACGAGUGCCUUGAACGUGAGCAAAACUUUUGUGAAAACUUAGCUCUUAUUAUGUGUGAGAGAACCCACACUGGGGAGAAACCUUAUAGAUGUGAUAUGUGUGAGAAAACCUUUAUCCAAAGCUCAGAUCUUAUUUCACAUCAGAGGAUCCACAGUUAUGAGAAACCUUAUAAAUGUAGCAAAUGUGAGAAGAGCUUUUGGCACCACUUAGCCCUUUCAGGACACCAGAGAACGCAUGCAGGUAAAAAAUUCUAUACAUGUGAUAUCUGUGGCAAGAAUUUUGGUCAGAGCUCUGAUCUGCUUGUCCACCAGCGAAGCCAUACAGGUGAGAAACCAUAUCUGUGUAGUGAGUGUGAUAAAUGCUUCAGCCGAAGUACAAACCUCAUAAGGCACCGAAGAACUCACACGGGUGAGAAACCGUUUAAGUGUCUGGAAUGUGAAAAAGCUUUUAGUGGGAAAUCCGAUCUUAUUAGCCACCAGAGAACUCACACUGGUGAAAGACCCUACAAAUGUAAUAAGUGUGAGAAAAGUUACCGACACCGGUCAGCCUUCAUUGUUCAUAAAAGAGUACAUACUGGGGAGAAGCCCUAUAAGUGUGGAGCCUGUGAGAAAUGCUUUGGCCAGAAAUCAGACCUUAUUGUACACCAGAGAGUCCACACAGGUGAGAAGCCGUAUAAAUGCUUGGAAUGUAUGAGAAGUUUUACCCGGAGUGCCAACCUCAUCAGGCACCAGGCAACUCACACUCACACUUUUAAAUGCCUUGAAUAUGAGAAGAGCUUCAGCUGUAGUUCAGACCUUAUUGUGCAUCAAAGAAUUCACAUGGAAGAGAAACCACAUCAGUGGUCUGCAUGUGACAGUGGCUUCCUCCUAGGCAUGGACUUCGUUGCCCAACAGAAAAUGAGAACUCAGACAGAGGAGCUGCAUUAUAAAUACAGUGUCUGUGAUAAAAGCUUUCAUCAGAGCUCAGCCCUUCUUCAACAUCAGACAAUCCACUUCGGUGAAAAACCAUAUAUCUGUAAUGUGGCUGAGAAAGGUCUUGAGCUCAGCCCUCCCCAUGUAUCAGAAGCCUCACAGAUGUCUUGACCAGACAAGAAGUUAUUAUACCAUAAAAAAAAAAAAAAAAAAGAUGUAUUUACAAUGUAAGAGAACUCAUUUAAGAUGGAGAACUCAAAGCAAAUCUCAGACUUUCUUCAGAGCUCAGACUUUAUUGGGGACCAGAAAAUCUGCAGUUGUAGGAACUUGAGAAAUGGUUUGACCAGAGAGCUGUCUUUACAGAACCGUAUCAAUCACUCCAGUGAGAAACCUUACAAAUGCCCUGAGUUUUUGGAAAACCUCAGUCCAAGCUCAUGUCUGAUCACCCACAAGAGGAUUUAUACAGGUGGGAAACUUACAAGUUCAGUGAAUGUGAGAAAGCUGUCUAGCAAUGCUCACCUCUCCUCAUUCCAAGAGAAUUCAGAUCAGAGGAUGAUAUAUUUUUAAUGCCCUGUGAAACAGUGCUUCAGACAGUAUGCACGCCUCAUUGGACGUCAGAAAACCCCACUGGAAAGAAACCCCAACAGUUGUGAGAAAAGCCUCUUAACAUAACUGUGACUUUAUUACCUAUCAGAGAAGCCAUACAGGUGAAAAUUUGUGUAUUUGCCUUGAAUGUGGCAAAAGCAUUAAGUGGAGAGCUUUCUUGGGUUUGCAACCCAUGGCACCCCCCCCUUCCCCCCGCCAAAAAAAAAAUCUGAUGAAGGACCUUAUGAAUUCUCAGAAUGAGAAAAACUUCUGUUAAUGAUCAGUUCUUGUACACCAGGGAACUUGUAUAUGUGAAAGACCCUAUAAAUAACCCUAAGUCUGGGGGGAAAAAAAAAUCCUUGCAGGAAAUCUCUACCUUAUUGGGCCCCAAAGAAACUACUCUGGAGAGCAUUUUGUAGACCUCUAUAGAGGUCUAACUGGACUGUGUACAUUUAAUAGGUAUGAGAAGAACUGUUCUCAUAGUUAGUUGACCCCUGUAGUAGAGAUGACUUUUAAUGGAGUCGACAUGCAAACCGUUUUGUUUAGAUUCCCAGAAACAUGUUCUGGGAAGAGCUAGGGCAGGUCAGAGUAGGCCUGAUGGGUAACUCAGGUAAAGAUGCUUUUCUUUUAUCUGAACCACUGAAUGAUUGCUUUACUUUCAGUUUUUAAAAUUUGGAACUCCAAUAAAAGGAAGGACUGUAAUUGAGAUAGAAAGUGUGGCAUGUGUUACUGUUGGGGAAAGAAGUACAUUGACUUUGCCUCUGUUGAUUUUCUAAUUCUCGGGUAGAACGGGGACUAGUGUGUUGAUACCAGCAUGGGAACCUUCUGCUGGUUGUGAAAAGAACUAAACAACUGGGGAGUAGUUAUCCUCGAUCAAAACACUCCCCAGAAUUUCCCGUUUGGAGGACCAACCUCAUAAUAAGGCAGAAUGUUCAACAUUUUACUUGGUGUGAAUUGAGACAUACCUUCAGUCCUCGCCCUAAAAUGUCUUUUGGAUUAUUACUUGUAUUUGUAAUUUCAGCUUUAGAGAUUUGUUUGUUAUCAACAGAGAAGUGCAAAUUCCAGGAUGAUCAUUAUGAUUUUGCUAGUUGCCAUAUUUUUGUGACUUCAUUUAUCAUGUUUCUUUCAAUGGUAAGAUAUACUCAAUCAACUCCUUGCACAGUGUUGAAGGGAAGGCUGACAGACUCAAGUCUGAGUCAGCACAGAGUAAAACACAUACUGAUGCGUUAUUAAUGGAGAAACGACUAAGAAUCCUGACUGAAAAGCUGGUAGCGUUUCUUUUUCCCCCCACUCCAUCAUCCUGUUUAUAGCAAAUCCAAGCCUCAUAAUGAUAUACCUUUCAUUUAUUUUGGUUCUGCCAAGGAAAGAGAAUACUUUUUUAUUUCUGGGGAAAAGAAAAGUCACCACAAUAUAAGGUGUACAUUUGGCUUGUAAAAUAGGAUUCUAAAUGCUAGAAGGGAAAAAGAGUUGGCAUUCAUCAGAGGUUUCAAGAUAAGCACUUAUCUCCAAUUUAGUAUAAUUAUGAUUACCUUUAACAUUCUCUGGAAACACUCUAAUUCAGGGAUCUAUAAAUGCAUGCUUGUGAGGUUUUUUUCCCCCUUCCCUCAGAUGAAAAGACAUUCAAUAUAAAUACUUAAGAGUCCUACAGUAUUUGGUACUCUAGACUGGUGAAUAAAUAUUUGCGGUCCUCUGAUAUAUCUUAGCAGAGCCUGAACUCUAGACAGCAUUGGCGUUUGGACUCAUGGGGGUGGCCAGCUGCUAGACUGCCACCUUGCGUAUGGCUCCAAGCUUUGAGCCUAUUGACAGGUUGGUGACCUUGAUAAUCUUAGGGUCAGAGGAUAUAACAUAGUGAUAAGGAAUUUGAUUCUAGGCUGUUUUUUCUUUCUUUUAGAAAACAGAUCCUGGAAGUUUAUUUGAUCUGAUGUGUUUUAGUAAUUUUAUUAGCUCUUACACCAUAAAAACUUGCUCAGUGUGAUAAAACACACAAGAUGUAUUUGUUUCUUUUUGAUGAAAAUCAUGCCUGUCACUAGUAUAUAUUUGACAGUUGUAAUUUUUAAAAUAGUAUUGGAUGUAUGGCUUGGUGGUGAUGAAAAUUAGUCCUUAUGGCUACUUGUUAGUCAUUAGAACUUGGAGAAGGGCACAGUUGUAACUUUGGUGGGGCAAUGACCUGCCCCUUUCAACUAAUCUUACUGGUAAUUGUCUCUAGUCUUUUAAGUAAAUUAAGGAUGGACCAUCCCUCAACCAAAACUUUGAGGGUAUGAAAUAGGUCUGAGGGCUUUUAACCAUGGGGGAAAAAAAGGGUGUUGGUAUUACUCAUAUAGAAUAACCUGAGGUUGGAGAGGACCACUUAGGAGCCUGUAACCAAAAUGAGAAGGUAACUUCUGGAAUGGAGGGAGGUUCUCUUGAGACAGUGCCAACCUAAAUCUACCUCAGGUAAGUAGUUAGAGGAACUUUAUCAAGAUUUCAGACCAAACGAGACACUUGUAUUCAGUCAGUGUAUUCCUAUGCUUUCAUGUUUUUGUUUUCCCUUAAUUCUUAAAUAAAAACAUUGUUCUGAAAACUCCA
This is a messenger RNA of Bubalus bubalis (water buffalo), 5793 nucleotides long. RefSeq names its product zinc finger protein 322 (gene ZNF322). The record is from RefSeq and is a predicted model, not a curated record. The coding region runs from base 1606 to 2814 and encodes 402 amino acids. Lineage: Eukaryota; Metazoa; Chordata; Mammalia; Artiodactyla; Bovidae. The transcript is spliced from 2 exons. Gene Ontology annotation, molecular function: DNA-binding transcription factor activity, RNA polymerase II-specific; RNA polymerase II cis-regulatory region sequence-specific DNA binding. Gene Ontology annotation, biological process: regulation of DNA-templated transcription.